UGAGUAGGCUAUCUAUAUAUAAUUCAAAUGUGAAAUACUUGCCAUUCAACGAGUACGUACCCAAGUGAAGCGAAGAGAAGACAACGGGCCACAACUACAGGCCGACGGCGAGAGGCCACAACAACAAACACACAUUGCAAAGCACACAGCUCUGCUCUUCUAAUCGCAAAACGUUGUCUGGCGCUGCCUGGCCCUAACCGCACCGCAUUGGGGGAAAAAAACGAAAGAACGAACCGACGAAGAGACAACAACAAAGAGGCAGCCAAAACAGCAGCAGAAGGAACGGGGCGCCAAAUACCGAGCAGAGGGCAGGGGCAAGCAGAGAGAGGCAGCCACAGCUACAGCUACAGCUAGCGAUGGCACACCAGGCAGGCACAGAGGCCUUGGCUGCCGAACUGGCCAAGGCUGUGGAGGUGAUAAUGCAUCCCAUGACGCAGCAGAACUCUCGACUGGAGGCAUACAUGGCCUGCGAGCGAUUCAAGGAGGAGUCGCCGCUGUGUGCACAGGUCGGCCUCUUUCUGGCCGGCUCGCCCCAGUUCAAUCAGCAGGUGCGCCACUUCGGCCUGCAGCUGAUCGAGUACACAAUCAAAUACAAAUGGAAUUGCAUCACCCACGAAGAGAAGGUCUACAUCAAAGACAAUGCCAUCAAGAUGCUGAACAUCGGUGUGGGCCCCGCGGAAGAUCGCUCUCUGAUGCCCCUGAAGAAUGCCCUGUCCAAGAUCAUUGUCGAGAUGAUAAAACGCGAAUGGCCGCAGCAGUGGUCGGACCUGCUGCCCGAGCUUAGCCAGGCCUGCACCAAUGGCGAGGCCCAGACGGAGCUGGUCCUGAUGGUCUUUCUGCGUCUGGUCGAGGACGUGGCCCUGCUGCAGACCAUCGAGUCGAAUCAGCGCCGCAAGGACAUGUACCAGGCCCUCAACAACAACAUGAACGACAUCUUCGAGUUCUUUCUGCGGCUCGUCGAGCAGCAUGUGACGGCCUUUCGCGAAACCACGCGUCUGGGCAACUUUCACAAGGCCAACGCCCACAGCCGUGUGGUGGAAAUGGUACUCCUCACUCUCAGCGGGUUUGUGGAGUGGGUCAGCAUCCAGCACGUGAUGUCCAACAAUGGCAAACUGAUGCAUUUCCUUUGCAUUCUACUGAACGACAAAGCAUUCCAGAGCAAUGCGGCCGAAUGCCUCGCCCAGAUCACCAAUCGCAAGGGCCAGGCCAAGGAGCGGAAGCCCCUCAUGCAGCUGUACAACGAGGAGCCGCUGCGCUACAUCUUCUCAUCCAGCCAGAUACCGGCCGACACUAGUUCCUCGCUGGCCAUCGAGCAGCAGCACUUGUUCCUCAAGAAGCUGCUGGCGGUGCUCAAUGGCAUGAACCAGCAGCUGGUGGCGCUGUGGGGCAAGGACGAGUCGACACAGCGUCCAGUGCAUUUGGAGAUAAUGCUCGAGUGCCUGCUGCUGCUAGUGCAGCAUCCAUCGCUGAGCGUCGCCCAUGGAGCCGCACAGAUCUGGCAGCUGUUGCUCAAGCAUGAGCUCUGCUCGAAGGACUUUGCCAUGAUCAACUACAUUCCCAAACUGAUCCACACUAUUGCCCCGAGGAUUGUGAAGCUGCCGUAUCCGCCGGCCAGCUCGCCCACGAGCCUCACCACAGAGUCGUACAUCCGCAUGGACUACGACAGCGAGGAGGAGUUCACGCUGUACUUUUUUCGCUGCCGCACCGACUUCCUGGAGAUCUUUCGCCUGGCCACCCUCGUCCAGCCCCUGAUCACGUACGGCUUCUGCGAGCAGUGGCUGCAGUCGCGGCUCCGCAAUGCCGUCGCCGAGAGCGCCGGGAUGUCGUGCAGCGUACUGGAUCCUGUCUACCUCGAAUGGGAUGCCCUCGUGAGUGUACUGGACGGUGUGCUCAGCCGCAUACUGCUCGUCUCGGAGCGUCCGUCGGUGCCGGCCGGCCUGCGCCUGCUGGAGGAUUGCCUGAAGCUGGAGACCACCAAUCCGCUGAUCUACUCGAUCUUGUUGUCCUGCAUAUCGGCCCUGUUCGUCUUUCUCAGCAUGUCCUCGUGCCAGAUAACCUCCAACAACUGUGUGGCCAUGAACGGAGUCACCCUGUUGCCCCGCGUCCUGGACAAGAUCUUUCGCGCCCUCGUCCUGAAGCCGCCCAACGAGCUGGAAAAGGUGCAGGUCAAGUCGGCCAAGAAUCUGCGCCGCCAUGCCGCCUCGCUGCUGGUCAAGCUGGCCCACAAAUACCCGCUGCUGCUGCUGCCCGUCUUCGAUCAGAUCAACAAUCACGUGCAGCUCCUGCUGAAGGAGCCCAACCGGCAUCAGCUGUGCCGCGUGAUGCGCACCACCCUGCAGGAGGCCCUGAUCCUCAUCUCCAAUCACUUUUGCGACUACGAACGCCAGACGGCGUUCAUUGAGCACAUCGUGCUGGAGAAGCGGUCCGAGUGGAUCUCCUUUGAGGAGGCCUUCAAGUCGGCGCUGCACUUUAUGCGCUUCGUGGGCCUGGACAAGCCCCCCGUCUUUGCCAUUGACAGCGAUCCCUCGAUUCCGAACCGGACGCGAAUCAUAGACGCCCUGCAUGUGGUUCUGGGCGUUGUCAAGCGGUGCACAUGGCCCGACGAUCCGGACCGGGCACAGCGCGGCGGCUUUGUGAUCGCCUGCACCGAGGUGGGGAAUCCCAUUUGCCGCAAUCCGGCCACCAAGCAUGUGGUGCCGGUGCUCUCCCACGUUCUCACUUUGAUGCGUGUCCUCAACGAGAUGUUCACCCCCGAGGCGUUGGCCGCCCUCUCCGAAGGAUACCGCAACAUACACGGCAUGCUCGAGCACGAAAAGAAGCUGCUGAUGGGCAUCUGUGCCCUGCCAGCCGAUCCCCUGGACACCACCAUCAAGCGGGAGCCGACCGCCUUCGAGAAGAUGCAGACAUUCAUGAUGCUGGUCACGGAGGGGUGCUACCAUCUGAUGGGCUCGGCGGGACCAUCGCUGGGGCGCGAUCUCUAUCAAUUGAAUGGCAUGGCAAAUGCCAUCAUCACGAAUGUCUUUAGCUGCAUGGACAUCAUUCCGGACUACCGCAUGCGCCCCAUUAUCCGGGUGUUCUUCAAGCCCUUCGUCUACUCCUGCCCGCCCAUCUUCUACGACGACGUGCUGGUGCCCUUGUUCGCGCAUCUGACGCCGCUGAUGUGCGAACGCCUCACCAGACGCUGGCUAUACAUAUCAUCUCUGUACGAGAGCGGUCAGCUCACUGGCGAGGUCAAUGAUACCCAGGAGGUGCUCGAGGAUCAGCUGAACCGCACCCUGACGCGUGAGUAUCUCGAUGUCUUGAAGAUAGCGCUGGUGGGUGGCCAGAUCGGGUCCGAUCAUGUGGCCUCUGGCGGCGGCGGCGGCACCGCCAAUGUCGUGGCCAUGGAGAACGAGGAGCACUCGAUGGACAGUGCCCCCCAGUCGCGGGCCUCCCAGUCGGCCCUCCUCUCGGACAUAAUCAGCGAUCUGGGCGGGAAGCUGCUGCGCAACGGCCUCAUCGGCAACUACAUCCUGAUGACCCUGCUGAAGGCGAUCGCCUGGAACGAUGGCAUGGUCAACAUGAAGGCCGUCAAUAUAGCGGCCCCGGUGAUGCGCUUUCUGGCCGCCGAACAUCUGAUGGACGAGAACAAGGCGGUGAGCGCCUUCACGGCCGUCCUCCAGGGCAUGCAGGUGCAUGGCCAGCACGAGGCCAACCAGUCCGGCCUGAUCACAUUGGGUGUGCAGUUCUACGAGCUGUUGCGCCCCAAAUUUCCGAUCCUCAGCGAGGUGCUACAACACAUUCCCAGCGUGAAUGCGGCCGACAUUCAGAAGUUCGAUGAGAAAACCGCCGUGGCCCCCGUCAAGGGGAACAAGGUCGAUCGCGCCAAGAAGGAUAUAUUCAAGAAGCUGACGGCCCAGCUGGUGGGACGCAGUGUUAACCAGCUCUUCCGCCAUGAGGUGCAGAUCGCCAAUCUGCCGCCAAUGCAGCCGCACAAGCUCAAGUCCACGGGCAACAACAUCAUGGACAGCAAUCAAAACGCCAAUCUGACCAAGCUCUUUGGUUCGGAUAAGUGACAGGGGCCGAGGAGGAGGAGAAGGAAGCCCCGCGGCAGCGGAGGAGGAGCAGCAGCCGCCGCCGCCGUACCCUUUGCCGCCACCAAGCACAUCAACAUCGAGAACAUCAACAGCAACACCAACAGCACCACCACAAACGCCUCAGCCGUGGCCACAGUUCCAGUUCCAGUCCCAGUUGCCGAAUCGGGUACGGGUACGGGCACGGGCACGGCCACGGCGACCUCGGCUGCCAAACUAGCGACGACUGAACUUAAAGUAAUAGUUAACUAGCUAAGAAGAUGGAGCCGCUGUUGCUCUCCGUCUCCGGAGAGGAGGAAGCGCGCGUGAAACAGAUGGCGGCGCAUCCCAGCCACAGCCCCAGACCUCAGACCCUAGACCCCGCCUCGCCCCCAGUCCAGUCUUUAAAACAAAAGCAAAUUUUAAUUAUAUUUAUUUAUUAUAUUAAUUAUCUGUUAAAUUAGUUUAGUUAGGUCCCAGCGCCCAGUCCCCCAUCCCAGCCCAAUCCAUGCGCCACGCCCCAGCCAUCGCUCCUAUAUAUAUUUUUGUUUGUAAAUCAUGCAGUGAAGAAGGGACUUGUCCACUGCCUUGUUAUUUAUUAUUCGGAAUUUGUUAAAUUUGCCUGCACAAAGACAGAGAGGAGAGGAGAGGAGAGGAGAGGGAAGUCGGAUAGGAUGGAUAAUACCAAUUGCCAAUACUCGAAAAACGCUUACGUACAGCCAUUAAGCCCGGCCCUUUAAUCCGCCUGUGCCUCACACACACACACACAAACACUUUUUAUAUAUAUAGGCAAAAAAUGAUGAAUGAAUUUGUCCUCUUACCCCGGUUCACCCCCGCAACCCCAGCCCCACAGCCCCCACCCCCUUUGUAUAAUAGAGUUUACCUA
Molecule: messenger RNA, 4938 nt
Organism: Drosophila persimilis
Lineage: Eukaryota; Metazoa; Arthropoda; Insecta; Diptera; Drosophilidae
Gene: Ranbp21
Product: exportin-5
Exons: 3
Coding region: 357-4055 (1232 amino acids)
Biological process (GO): protein export from nucleus; RNA export from nucleus
Cellular component (GO): RNA nuclear export complex; cytoplasm; nucleus
Molecular function (GO): nuclear export signal receptor activity; small GTPase binding; RNA binding
Source: RefSeq, a predicted model, not a curated record